AUGUCUGCCAAGAUUCCCUCCAUUGUACAAGAGCGCGUUAGCGAGCGGGCCCGCAAGGCCCUCGACACAGUCGCCAAGUUCGUCGAAGAAGAAUGCAUUCCCGCCGACCCCGUCUUCGAGGCCCAAAUCGGCGAGGGCGACGCCCGCUGGGAAUCCUACCCCGCCAUCCUCGAGAACCUCAAGGCCCGCGCCCGCUCCCUCGGCCUCUGGAACAUGUUCCUCCCCAAGGGCCACUACAAGGAGUCGCCCGGCUUCACCAACCUCGAGUACGGCCUCAUGGCCGAGUGGCUCGGUCGCUCGCACAUCGCUUCCGAGGCCACCAACUGCGCGGCGCCCGAUACCGGUAACAUGGAGGUGCUUGCCAAGUACGGCAAUGAGGCGCAGAAGAGGACGUGGUUGGCGCCUCUUAUGGAUGGGAAGAUUCGUUCGGCGUUUUUGAUGACGGAGCCGGAUAUUGCUAGUUCGGAUGCUACGAACAUUCAGCUUACUAUGAGGAGGGAGGGGAAUGAAUAUGUUCUGAACGGAUCGAAAUGGUGGUCUAGCGGCGCCGGUGACCCCAGAUGCAAGAUCUACAUCGUCAUGGGCAAGAGUGACCCCAGCAACCCCGACCCUUACAGGCAGCAGUCCGUCAUCCUCGUCCCCGCCGAGACCCCCGGAAUCACCAUCCACCGCAUGCUGUCGGUCUACGGUUACGACGAUGCGCCCCACGGCCACGGCCAUAUCAGCUUCAAGAACGUCCGCGUGCCCGCCACGAACCUCGUCCUUGGCGAGGGCCGCGGUUUCGAAAUCAUCCAGGGCCGUCUUGGACCUGGUCGUAUCCACCACUGCAUGAGGACCAUUGGUGCUGCCGAGAAAGCCCUCGAGUGGAUGAUCAUGCGCAUCAACGACCCCAGAAAGACCACCUUCGGCAAACAACUCAAAGAUCACGGCGUAAUCCUCGAAUGGGUCGCCCGCUCCCGCAUCGAAAUCGACGCCGCCCGCCUCCUCGUCCUCAACGCCGCCAUCAAGAUGGACGACCUGGGCCCCAAGGCCGCUCUCAAGGAGAUCGCCGAAGCCAAGGCCACCGUGCCGCAGGUCGCCCUCACCGUCAUCGACCGCGCCGUCCAGUCGUUCGGCGGCGCUGGUGUCUCUCAAGAGACGCCCCUGGCGUACAUGUGGGCGCUGAUUCGCACGCUGAGGUUGGCUGAUGGACCUGAUGAGGUGCACCUGAGGCAGCUAGGUAGGAAUGAGAGCAGGAGGGGGAAGGAGGUGACGGAUAAGAUUCAGUGGCAGAAGGAGAAGACGGAGGAGUUGUUGAAGGCUCUUGGGUUGACGAGGCGGCAGCCUGGGACGAAGAUUGUGAAGUCUAAGAUUUAG
Messenger RNA from Scedosporium apiospermum, 1356 nucleotides. RefSeq lists its product as uncharacterized. Gene Ontology annotation, molecular function: oxidoreductase activity, acting on the CH-CH group of donors; flavin adenine dinucleotide binding. The coding region runs from base 1 to 1356 and encodes 451 amino acids. NCBI's taxonomy places the organism in Eukaryota, Fungi, Ascomycota, Sordariomycetes, Microascales, Microascaceae. The transcript is spliced from 5 exons. The record is from RefSeq and is a predicted model, not a curated record.